UUUGAGGAAUUGCAGAGACAACAUCACGAUGAGUUUCAUGAACAAGGUCGUCAUUGUAACAGGAGCGAGCUCCGGCAUCGGAGCCGCCGCGGCGAAGAUGUUCAGCGACGAGGGAGCUCGCGUCGUGAUGGUCGGACGCAACGAGAAGAAGAUCUCCGCCGUGGCCGCGCGCUGCGCCUCGCCGCUCGUGAUCCUCGCGGAUCUCUCUAAUGACGACGAUGCGAGACGAAUCAUUGACGAAACCAUCAAGAAGUUUGGACAAAUUGAUGUCUUGGUUAACAACGCUGGGCUCACGGUAGACAACGGUGGACUACUUGGCAAUGACAUGAUGCAAGCUUAUGACACAGUCAUGAGAGUCAACGUGCGUGCUGUCGUUCUUUUAACAACCUUAGCUGCACCACAUUUAAUCAAAACUAAGGGUAACAUUGUGAACAUAUCGGGUAUUGGCGGAAAGAUGCCAAUAAGCGCACCAGAUAUGAUUAAUCACCAAUUGUCAAAGGCAGCAUUGGAUCAUUACACUGUUUGUUCCGCUGCGGAGCUGGGUCCGCACGGUGUAAGGGUGAACGGAGUGAACCCUGGACCGGUUAGGACCGAUUAUCUGGAAAAUGCCAAAAAGGCUAUCACUUGGGAUUAUGUUCUUCCGAUGACUCUCCUCAAGAGAGUGUCGGAACCUGAAGAAAUAGCAGACCUCAUUAUGUUUCUCGCGAGCGACAGGGCGAAGGGUAUCACCGGAGCUGAUUAUAUAAUCGACAACGGUAUGCUCAUCAAACGGUCUUAAUAAGAUUACCUGUUUUC
This is a messenger RNA of Melitaea cinxia (Glanville fritillary), 795 nucleotides long. RefSeq names its product 3-oxoacyl-[acyl-carrier-protein] reductase FabG-like. The transcript has a single exon. Bases 29 to 778 code for a protein of 249 amino acids. The record is from RefSeq and is a predicted model, not a curated record. Lineage: Eukaryota; Metazoa; Arthropoda; Insecta; Lepidoptera; Nymphalidae.